Molecule: messenger RNA, 8807 nt
Organism: Pelmatolapia mariae (spotted tilapia)
Lineage: Eukaryota; Metazoa; Chordata; Actinopteri; Cichliformes; Cichlidae
Gene: nudt14
Product: nudix (nucleoside diphosphate linked moiety X)-type motif 14
Exons: 5
Coding region: 68-799 (243 amino acids)
Biological process (GO): nucleoside phosphate metabolic process; ribose phosphate metabolic process
Molecular function (GO): UDP-sugar diphosphatase activity; metal ion binding
Source: RefSeq, a predicted model, not a curated record
UGUCAGUUAGUGUGCGGGUGACAGACAACAGCGGUGAGCCUCCAAAUCUAAGCUCCAAGUGUAAACUAUGGAAGAGAUUAACAACAUUGAAGUGGUUCCGUGCACAGAGUCUGACUAUCUAAAGCCGUUCAGGGUGCACUAUAGCCAGAAUGGCACAAAGAAAUCGUGGGACUUCAUGCGGACCCAUGACAGUGUAUCUGUGCUGAUCUUCAACACCACCUCACACUGUUUUGUCCUCGUCAAACAGUUCCGUCCAGCUGUAUACAUGUGUGAAUGGGAAAAGGCCAAGACGCAGCCACCAAAGUCUGCUGAAAAAACCGAGGAGGGUGCUGCAGAAGCCGCGACGGAGUCUCAGGAGGGCCAGUCAGCCUCAGAAGGGGAGAGCUCUUCUCAGUGGCUGCCUGCCUCUGCGGGGGUCACCUAUGAGCUCUGCGCUGGCCUGGUGGACAAACCUAACCUCUCUCUGGAGGAGAUCGCCCGCCAGGAGGUGCUGGAAGAAUGUGGCUACGAUGUGCCAGCUUCCAAGCUGAAGAAGAUUACUUCUUACAGGUCGGGUGUAGGUGUAACCGGUGCCAAGCAGACCAUGUUUUACGCUGAGGUGUCCGAUGACAACUGCGUCAGCCCAGGUGGAGGUGAGCCAAAGGAGGGAGAGCUCAUCGAGGUGGUCAAAGUCCCGCUGCACGAGGCCAUGACGUUUGCCUACGAUGAGCGUAUACCCAAAACCAUGGGCGUCAUUUUUAGUUUCAUCUGGUUCCAUAAUAACAUGUCUCCUAAGUACAAGAUCUCCACCAAUGUGUAACUAGUAUUAAAAUAAGCCCUCUUUCUACAAUUUAUUCCAGAUUAAAUCAAACACUGGCCCAGCACAUUCACUCCUCCCCUUAAGGCUCUUCAUCCUGUAUUGCCUUUUUGCUUAUUGGUACAUGAUGAAGGGUGGGCCCCUUGUCUUGUUGCCAGCUGGUAUCUUUAAGGUUUGUCCUAUUAGCUUUUUUAAAAAGACAAUUGUUUUACGUGGUCCUAGCGUUUUUCCUAAAUACAAAUAUGCCAUAGCUGGUUGUCACUGGCACUUUUUCUCUUCUUUUUAUACGUAAAUCAUUCAUUUACUGUGCCAUUUGUUAUCAGUGGCUGCAUAUCACAGAUUUCAUUUGCCUGCCCUUAAUUAAAGGAAUGCUCCACUGUUUUUUAAAUUUAAUUUUAAUGUAGAUAUUAAAUAUUAUCUACAUGUUAGUGUUUUUAAAAUCAAAAUUUGGUCGAGAAAAAGGCCUUUAAUAUUCUUUAAACUUGUAUUCUCCAUUGCUAGUUGCUUUAGUAAAGAGAAUUUAAAGCUCCAGUAUAUAUGAUUUCAUAAUACUGUAACAAUAUUGUAUUUUCUAUUAUUAUGUGGAAAUGCCUCAAAACCAGAUUGGAGGCAACUGAAAACCACUGUUCGACUAAAUUAAACCCAGUUUCAAAAUUAUUUGUGGUCAAUGCACUGUAUUUCCAUUUUCACACAUUUUCGCACAUGAUGAGAAGGCUUGCAAGUGAAAACAUUCCUCUUUCUCACCUCUGCUACAUUAAAUGCGGCUGUCGGUAUUCAUGAUUAACCUCUAAUGUGCCGCUGGUUACCUUCAGUUUGCCAGCAUUUCCACUGAAAUCUUGAAAGCAUUUUUGCUUUCCUGAAAAAGUCUGACUGUGACAAUGCAAAGCACAUAUACAGUAGCUACUUUUUGCACUGUUUAUAAUGUAAAGAUAGAUAGAUAGAUAGAUGAAGUUACAAAAAACAGUGGAGUAUUCCUUUAAUCCAUGAUCCAGUAAUGCAAAAACUAUACUAGUCAAUCAUGGGGCCUUGUAAUGAUUGGGGUAUUCAGGGAUGCCCCAUUUAAGUUCUGAAUCAUAGCCUUCAAGCAAUACUUACCUAAGUACUCCAGGCUGAACAAUCACAUAGUAUCAUUGAAAUCAGCCCUGAUCCUUUUCAUCAAAUUCUUCGUGAAGUCAAACCAGUUAACAUUAGCAAACACUUACCUCUGCGCAGAGGGCCUCAUUUUAAUUAACUCAAUUGUGCUGAAGCACGAUCCUGAUUAAAAGCAGCCUAUUUGUAGUUGGAGACACUUAAAUCCACUUCUGGUGACAUCUUCACACUGACGUGUUACAGGCUUUUUCAAGCCUGUAGCACAUCAGUGGAGUCUCAGACAAACGACAGUUUGUUUCAUUUUUUAUUUUGUUUGUUUCUUUUUUAGAGUUUUGGAGGAACUCAAAUGUAUACUGUUGCGGACAUGAUGUCUUAAGGCAGUAGCCUCUAUUUUUCUGAUUUUUAGAUUGUUUAUUUUUUGCACACAACAUCAAAGUUGCAUUAUGAACCCAUAAAUCACAUCAAUAUUAAUUAGAGAAAUGUUCAGAAAAUGUAACCCAUAUGAAAGUCUGAUUUUUAUAAUAAUUUAUUUGCAAAACUCACAUGCUGAAAACCAUUAAUGCACAAACCUGCUCUGUCUCUUAUUGUAUGCUUCUGUACACUACAUGCAAUUCACACUGAGUACCUGCUGUAAACAUAACAUUUAUUAAAAGGUGAUUGGAGAAUGCUUUUCAGUUGUCACUUAUAGGCCUAGAGACUGGUCACCGAACUGUGUAUUCCCUGACCAGUUGGUGAGUGAUUCCUCGAUGUUGUUGCGUUUUUUGUGAUUGCUUUGAUCGCUAGCAAAUUGUUGCAGUCGCCCUUAGUUUUCAUGGAAGACACGGAGAUGAAAACACUAAUUGACCACCAAGAAUCUGAGAAAGAAAAAGUGGACUACAUCCUGGACACUGGGAGUGGUUCCCUUCAAAGUAAAAGUUGUGCCUUACCGUUUACACAAACAUCUUCCAAAAACCACAACUUUUACUCUGAAGACGAAGACUAUCCAUUUGUGUUUACAUUGGACUCUUCACAGUUUCAGUACCACUUUUCGAACAGUUUUCAGGUGUUGGCAAUAUGUUACGCACUGUAUACCUCUCUGUAGCCGAUUUCACCUCACAACUAGCAACAGCCUCUAGCAACCACUCGCCUACUGAUUAAGAAAUGCCCAUUUUUCCCUAGUGACCAAUUAUUACCAACAAGCCACUGACUGGUCUCUUGUCAGCAGCCUAUAGAAACCUUAACAAUCAGUGGUUGCUGGAGUGACCAGUGGUUGCCAGGCUCCUGCCAACCAGUCUCUUGACUUGUAUGACUGGACCCUUAUUGGUUGAAGCGGAAAGGGAGGAGCCAGUGAACAAUUUUCCACCAGUAGGAGCAGGAUAACAGUGUCAUCUGACACUGUUUGCUGCGCACUAUUUAGCAAAAAGCAACCUGUUUUUUUUUUUAGGCAGUGGAUCUGCAUUCGUAGCUUUGGUUGUUUUAGUGUAGGCAAAACUAGUUUUAGGUCAGUGAUUUGUAACUUGUAAUGCUGCAGCUAUUGCGACAGUUUGAGUCACCUGCUACUAUAGUAGUUCUCUGAGUGAACAGCUUGCCAUGUUCAAGUUGAAAUGACAGUACCCUGUCAAAUGUCACACCCUACACAAGUAGGUACUUGGUUUACUACAUCAAAAUGAAUAUUCAUAAGUAUCAGAAAAUGAGACGCACCUCUGAACUCACAAAGUGAUUCUCAACAGCAGUUUCUUAAAAUCUCAGGUCCAAAUAGUCCAAUCUUUGAUUAUGUUCAGAGUGGAUCUCUGAAUGUGAUGAUGACCAGCAUGUCUGUUACUAUAUUUUCACAUUUCAAAAUCACUUGCAGCUUCACUAACUAGGCAAGAAAGUUAUCACUAAUACUAUAAAAUGUUAGUGUUUUUCUUCACUCAAAAAAGGGCUGGUACAUCAUUCAUUAUUUAAUAUGUGAGGAAGAGAACCACCCCACCUUGUAGUUUUGUUAACAAAAAGUACAUAUAUAGAUAUACAAAAACCGAAGCAAAGCCAAUACUGUCUUAAAAAAUUCACCUUCAAAGACACAUUUCAUUAUAUUAACAUUAGUACAGUAAUAAUAAUAAGAGAACUACACUUUGAAACACCCAUUAAUAGAGCUGAAAUCCUUAUGGUGCACCUGCAGAAAUGUUUUUUUAAAAUUCAAAAAUGCAAUGAGUGAGUACAGAUAGUGACAACAAGCUUAAAGUAAUGCAGUGUAAUAUAACAGUAAAUCCUAUAUUAUAUACAGCCACAUUUCUGUACUUAUCUCUGUAGUUUGGGUGGAGAAAAUACUACUACUACUAGCAUUACAGACAACAUUGUCCAAAAUCAGCACCUCUCUGAAAGAAGAGCACUUUUAGCUUUAGCAGCCAGGUGCGCAUAUGAAUAAAUACUCUAGGUUAAUAUGAACAAUCAGUCUAGCAUUUUUUUAAUGCUUUUCAAGCACCAAGAACAGCUGACAAUCAAAAGUUCAACAUUAAUUUUUCUUUAAACCUUAUGCUUCUUAUUCACUUGGUUUAUGCCUAUGUUUGUGAGGCUCUUCUCCUCUACAUACUAAGAAAUCCAGCAGAGAGAAGAGCAUAACUUUUGGGCAUAUCCCUAUAAGUGUGUCAUGGAGCCACCUGAAAUUCCGUCACCCGCGCAGAUCAAAGGUUGUAUUUUAUUCCACACACUGACGCAAACAUUUGGGGAGUAACUUCCACCCAAAUAGCAUAGAAAAAUAUGCAUAAUCCUAAAGCCAUAAAUAUAAUUUGUUGAGCUUCUUUGUUCUUCGUCGACCACGGAUCAUUCCUCGAUGUGCGAUUGUAGAGUUUGCUCUGACUGCUUGAAACAUUUGCUCAAUAGGUUCAUAUUUUCUCUCUCAAAUGCAUUUACUUUUGUGAGCGUGAUAUCGGGACACUUUGGAAAAAUGUGGAAAGCACCUUUGGAAAACCAUGAGAUUACUUAUUAGUGUUACACAUUGUACCCCUAACAAGACUGCUGUAUGCUGCCUGACCAAGACAAAUUUCAGUAUUUUGCAUUGAUGACAGCAUUUAUUUCCAUCCAGAGUUCUAUUAGGAUUUUCCAAAGGUUUCAUCAUUGAUGAUGGGAGAGUCAGACUGCUGUAUAAAGCCUUCAGCAAAGAUUCUCAGUGUGGAUAAAGCGCUCUCCAGUCUGCCGUACCCCUCGAACUUCCCAUUCCCAUUAAUGGGAAAAACCUAGUAAUUCAGCGCCUCACCCAUGCUCGAGGUUUCUUCCUGUUAAAUAAAAUGAGUUUUUCCUUCCCACUGUGGCCAAGUGCUUGCCCUCUGUAUUAUUUUAGGCUCUUUACCUUACCUUACCUCAAGCAACUUGAGGCCACCAAUGUUGUGAUUUCGCAAUAUAUAAAUAAAAUGGAAGUUAAUUGAGUUCAGUAUCUUCAGGUUGUCAGCUGACCUUUUUCUUGGGGCACGUAAUGUUCUCGAACCUAAACCUGACCAACUGAAGCAACUUCAGGUCAUAACGCUGAUCCCACAGGAUGUUGUGUGGUAGGCAUUUCACCUGCCUGUUCUUCCCCAAAUAUUCCCAUCAAUCUGAUGACCUUUUUCCAUUGCUCCAGAGUCUGAUCUUCAUGCUCCCUAGCAAAUAUAAACCUCAUUUAAGCCACGUUUUCUUAAAGCAACGUAGCUUCCAUUGAGCUCUCAGUGUGCACUUAGAAAUAUUUACCUUCAUUGUUAAACAUAGCCUUGAUUUCUGCUGUUGAUCUGUUUUAGUAGUUUCACCAUGUAGGCCAAUAAUUUGACCGUUCUGAAAUGGACUAAUGGCUUUUCCACACAAGAAUAUCUUCAAACAUGGUUGCUUGAGAACUGCAUUGGUUAGUGUUGGAUAAUCUGUUGUCAGCAAAAACAUAUUAAUUACUGCAGUAAUUAUACAGUUGGAAGGUUUUUAUGUGUUUCCUUAGUUAAAUUCAGAUGUGACUUGUUUUGGCCAGACAGUGUAUUAUAUGUUCUAACAUGAUAAAUUGCUGUUAGCUUUCAGAAGUUACUCAACACUUCUGCAGUCCCUUUUCUCUCAUAUGACAAUCGUACAGCCCUUUGUUUUUUAGGUCAAAGUGGAUCUCAGCACUUGUUUUUUGGUUUACUGGAGAACCUCAGUGAAGGAUUUCCAAUGGUGCUCACAGUUUUCCAUUGUCUUGUUCUCAUCUAGUAUGGUGGAGUAUAAUAGAAGUAUCACACUUGUGUCUAGAAAUAACUCAUGAAAUGUGUUAGCCAUGAGGAUUCAAGGCUGGAAGAAAAAAAUAUUUUUAGAAAUGUGUUUUACCAGUGUUUGCUUCUGAUUUGGCUCAACGUAAAAGCCAUUUUAACUUUUUAAGGCCAGUCUGUAACUUUUAACGUGCCUGUCAAAAGUGAAGAGCUGCACAGUGACUUCUCUUUAGGCUGAAAUAGAUUUGUUUGUUUGUUUGUUUCAGGCAAGUAUUAUCAGGUGAUUAUUUCCUAACACUUUCCCUUCUAGUUGUCAAGAGUAUUUGGUGAACAUUGCUGAGGAUUUGCAGCAGCAUUAUGACUCACUGACUGAAAAUAAAAGUACCGUCCAUGCGGGUGAAUAGCAGCUGCAAAGUGGGAAGGAUCAUGUCAGAUGUCUGCUAAUGUGAUUGAUUGGUGCAGAGAAUUCGGUUGCCAAAAGAAGCACAAACAGACUGGUAGCACUUCAGGUUCAGCUGGUUCGGCCAGCUUCAGCCUGUAUUUGAGUUAUUUUAGUUUUGUUUAGCCUGUGGAGUCAAAACGUAUCACGUAUUCUGUGUUAUCAGGCCUGCUGUUAAUUUUGUACUUAGGAUUUUUUUUUUCCCCAUUGAUUUUUUUUUUUUUUUUAAAUCAGCUUUUGUGUAAUCUUAUUUAGUUAGAAACAGCUGUGUGUUUCUGUGUUAAACACACAUCUUUUGAGUGUAAAGGCAAUCUCUGAGGUCUUUUUUUACUGAUUCAACACUGGUGACAUUAUUCUUGGAGACUUAUAGGAAAAGUUUCACAGUUUUGGAGGAAAGUGGUUAUUAGCCCUUUUUUUUGGCGGAAAUUAAUUGCAGACUGAUGACCUGUCUGGGCAGUUAGUCUGAAGUUACAGGGAUAAGGACUAGAAACAGAGGAAAACAUCUAGGUUGACCCAGUAAAAAAGGUAACCAGCCUAACUAAUUAACUUUGAAUAUAAUUACAAAAAGUGCAAUGACUUUUUACAAUGGACCAAUAACUUCCUGGAGGCAGCUCGGUUUAGCUGGGGAGUUGAGCAGCAAUUUUUACACUGGAUCCCAUCCCUGACACAGUGCUCCCAAUAGUCCAGGCCUGGGACCACCACACACACACACACAGAUCUUUUUUUGCAUUUAAUGCAAAAUAUAGUAAUCACUAUACUACGGAGCAGCGAACAAGAGACGUCAGAAUAUGAGAAUAGAUUCUCUUCUAAACUGUGAAAUGUUUUCUUCAACAGGAACAGGAUGUCGUGUCCAGACUUGAGUCGAGUUUUGCUGUUUUGACAAAAAACAUUUCAGCCAUGUUUUUUUUUAGUUGUCAGCCCUUUGAACAGUAGGCAUUUACGUUAUUCAAGUCGUUUUUGCUCAGUUUUUAACUACAGUCAUUAUGUGUUUGGCUCCAGCACCUUCAAACCGUGUACCUGAAUGCCACAAAGAUGGAGCAUUUGCUGCUACUGCUUCUCUACUAGAUGUACUGGUUGCAUUGUGCUCUCUGUGUAGACACUCAGUUAGCUUUGGCUUGCUGAUAACUGCUGGCUGCAGCUCAACUUCAUUGUGUCGGCGCCACAGUGUCAAAAAAGCAAAUAAGCACGUUUCGUCCGUUAACUGUCCCUUUAGGUCUACCAGUGCAACAAGCCUAACCUGCCCCUCUACGACAAAUCUAAACACAUUUUUGACAGUUUAGAGUGAGGUUGCAGACUGUGCUACAGGUAAGCCAUAUGCUACUUGUAUUUAAUAUACAGGAAAACUCAUAUUUAUGGUAAGCAAAUGACUGAGUAUUUCAUUCUUGCCUAUGCUGGAUUUUCAACCAUUUGCCCAGCAUUUCUACCUCCAUCACUCAGGCACACAACAAAGGUGUUUUGUGUCCGUUUGCUUGACCCUAAGGUGUUGAAAUUCUCAAAAACAGAUCAGUAACGUGGGAACCCAGUGGUUCCCUGUCACAAAAUACUUCAUUCAUCAGUACUUUUAUAGCUGUACCCUGCCCCCAUGGCUAUGCUGUAAUUGCUUCUUCAACUGUGAUUGUUUUUUUGUUUUCUUUUGUUAAUGGUUCGUGCACUGUUUGACAGUCUCUUACUGUAUUUUUUGAUGAUCUGAACAGCAGAAAAUACAUUUAAAGGUGCUAUGUGUAGUAUUGAGUUAUUGAAGAAGGUGUAGUACUGUUAAUGAUUUUGCAUUAAGUCCAAGACUAAGUCACUUUUGCUUCUUAAUUAGCAGACUGGUAGCUGAAUAUUCGGAAGCAACAGAGGCAGUGAAGGAGCUCAAAGUGACUGUAUGUUGUAGCACAUGUUAUUCUAUUAGGCAGUGAAAAUCCUACACAUACUACCUUUAAGUGAGCAAAGUACUCUUUUUCUUAUGGUAAAGACAUAAAGAAAUUUGUCCAGUUGUGAUUUUUUUUUCCCUUUUCGGUGUCUUAAACUGAAUUUGUGUUUUUAAGAAAAUAUUUUCAGAAAAAGGUACAGGUAUGAACAUUGCAUAUUUAUGAAUUUAUCAUGUAUUUUAUGCUUUAUUAAAAUGUGUAUACUCAUUGUGGGCAGUGUUUUUAGUAAUGUUUCGAUUUUGUUAAUUUAUUACCUAAAUGUUAAAAUAUUUAACUUUCAAAACAUGACACUUGGUACAAACAUACAGGAUAUUUAAAUAUGAUACUUUGCAUGUGCACUGUGUUGGAUUAAACUGCAUUAAAUUCAAAUAAAAAUGGGUUUGAUGCCCAAAGUGUCUGUUUGUGCUCUGAGU